This is a messenger RNA of Styela clava, 2031 nucleotides long. RefSeq names its product sialate:O-sulfotransferase 1-like. Gene Ontology annotation, molecular function: sulfotransferase activity. The record is from RefSeq and is a predicted model, not a curated record. NCBI's taxonomy places the organism in Eukaryota, Metazoa, Chordata, Ascidiacea, Stolidobranchia, Styelidae.
GUCUCUUUCAAGCGUAUCAUAUUAAUAUUUGCUGCUAUAGUGUGUGAACAUGUGUUCUAAAGUAUUGCUGUAUAGAAUUGUGCAUUUCGUACAAAAGAAUUACAUUUUACCGAUUGUGACAGUGGGUUUUGCAACAGGUAUUUUAUUGAUGUCAUAUGAUAGUGGGUAUUUCAAUAAUAAAGUUGCAAAACCCCCAGCUAAGUUAAAACUGCGAGAGGAAUUAUCUAGCAUUGAAUUAAAAAUUCUACAGCAGACGACAGAAAAGAUAAGUUCACUAAUCACUACAACUACAAAGCAAACGACAACAACACAAAUCCCUUGGUAUGACCCAACACGGUUACUCGAAGAUACGGAAAAACAGCUCGCAGGAUGGAAAGCUCCUAAAGGAAAAAUAGAGAAAUACAUCAGGAAAAUAAAACUUAGCAGUACGGUCCCUCCAAUCACAACUGUGAACCUGGGACAAGUUUUCACUAUUACCGACAGAUGGAAAGUUCAACAUAUUGGUUGCUUCAGGAAAGCUAGAUUUGCCAUACUCACAAGUCCAAAUGUCACCACAAAUUUUCACGGCGACAUAGGAGAUUGUUUAGAAAGAUGUGGAAAAUUAUAUAAAGAUUGGGUGGCCUAUGACGGAACAGGAAAGAGGUGUUCAUGUGGAAUUUCUCUCUACAAAUCAAUGCCAAUUAUGUUAAUGGCGGAUCAUAGCAUAACGUGUGGUGCUGGAUUUGAAGAUGUUUACAGAAUUGUUAAGUACUCACCCAAUGCAUUCAUAACCAUGGACACCAUAAAACUAAGUGGCAUUGGGUGCUUUCCCCGAAAAGAAAAAAUGAAUGAGAUAUUUGGCUCUUACAUGGAUACUGCCCUAACCAUAGGGGAAUGUCUACUACAGUGUGAAACUAAUGCUUAUCCAAGUGCAGCAUGGACAAAUCCAGGAAUAUGUCAGUGUGGACAAUUCGACCAGAGUACUUUUCCUGGAAACAGGCUCACACUUCGCGAAAUGGGACCUUCUGUAAACGAUGCUUUGUGCGACGAAGCAGAAUGCCAUGGCGGAGCACCGUGUGAAUAUGUGAGAAUUAUGCGAACAAAUGCAGAAGACAAAAGGUGCGAUGUCAGAAAUUUCUUGCCUCCAACAGUCGGACGAUUAGUGUCGCUAAUGAGUUUCCCUGGAUCAGGCAACACCUGGGUGAGAUAUCUGAUCGAAGAGGCAACAGGAAUAUUCACAGGAAGCGUUUAUUCGGAUGUAGAUUUAUACCAACAUGGGUUCAUCGGAGAAAUUUUGCCAUGGAAUUCCAGACGCACAUCAGUGAUUAAAACACAUUAUAUCGUUCCAAAAGAAGCCACAAAAUUUGAUGAAGCAAUUUUAAUUAUACGUAGUCCAUAUGAUGCUAUAAUGGCAGAAUUCAAUCGUUUUCGAGGAGGACAUACUGGAUACGCGGAAGAAGCUUUGUUUAAAACUCCAGAAUGGAUUUACUUCAUAUCGUACAAAAUGCCAAAAUGGUUCAAGUCAAUUGAAUUGUACGCACAGAUGGAAAAAGUUCAAGUGAUAUAUUUUGAAGACAUCGUCAAAGAUCCUAUCACUGAAGUUCGCAAGAUUGUCAACUUUCUGAACUACCCUAUAAACAACAUCGAGGAGCGUUUAAUUUGUCUUGAAUCUAAUUUAAGCGGAAAUUUCAAGAGACCGAAAAGGACGUUGAGUUUCGAUCCGUAUCCUCAAAAGUCGAAAGAUAUUGUAAAUUAUUUCAUAAAAACUGCUAGAGAAAUAUUAGCGAAACGAAAUUUACCAACUUUGCCCUUAUAUGAAAAAUGAUAUAUAUACGUUUAUUGCUUUUAGACAUGUUUAGAUUGUUUUUCGCGUUAUUUGUGUGUCAUGCCGUUCAGAACUUAAACGGGUUAUUGUGAUUAGGGAUGGAAAUUUCGAAUCGAAUAGUAAAUUAUUCGAAUCGGUUCAGAGCAAAAUUUCGAAUUGCCGCCAUCUUGUUUUUUUUCUUUCCGCCAAUGAUCGAGGUGGAUUCCCCAAUAUUUUUUUCAUUGGAG